This is a messenger RNA of Styela clava, 4397 nucleotides long. The record is from RefSeq and is a predicted model, not a curated record. Lineage: Eukaryota; Metazoa; Chordata; Ascidiacea; Stolidobranchia; Styelidae.
UCAUGAAAAUCUUCCUGUAGUCUUCAUCGCCGUGAGAUGUCGGGCCAGAGUGUAAACAUCAUUUCGGCGCCGUUUGGACCAGUACUUUGAAACGUAUUUUUGUCAGUAGACGGCGGAAUCUUCAGAGUUUUGGUUUCGCUAUGGACUUUGUCGGCGAACAAGAGUUUUUGAGUGGAAUUGAGCCAUUGUCAACUUCAGAAACUAGUACUCCACACGAUACGAAAUUGAAAAAUUCUUUAGCUCCACUGGAUUCUUUAAAUAGUACUGAAGAUCCUAUCAAUUACCCAGUAAUGAAGCCAGGAUUUUCACCAUCACCUGUGAAACCUCUUUCAAGUUAUUCAUCUCCUGUCAUUACGGCUGAUUCAGGAUCAUUUACAUCAGCUGCUCAGGAAAUAACGAAGCAUUUGCAGGAAUCUCUUGCAACAAGUCUUAAGAAAGAGAAACAAGCUAUGCAGUCAAUUUCACCUGGUCCUAAGAAAAACGAUUCUAUUCUCAUGAGCAGUAAAUCACCAUCUGAUAGAUACUCCACGUCUCCAUCAAAGUUUAAAGUUAGAUUUGAUGACGAAGUCACACCAGGUGAAGGUGAUUUUCAAUCAGAAUUAAGGAUUUCAUUUCACACUCCUCCAAAAAAAAGAGACGUUUCCUCAACAGUUUCUACGACUUCUCCUGCACGAAGAAACUUGAGUCAUCAGAUGAAUAUGGAAAAAUUGUCUUCACCUCAGACUGACUUAAAAUAUACUUCAAGUAAUGACAAUUUUAUGCUUGAUUCUCUCAGAAUUCCUUCAAAUGAAGAAGAGAGACAGAAGUUGUUUGAUUUUAUGAAAAAAAUGGAAACAAGUAUAUCUGGAGAUCCAUUGUCAUCUUUGUUCUCUCUUCAAAGCGGAAUUAAGGAACAAAGAAAACAACCAAGACAAGCAAUUUCUAAUGGCAAUGUCAAACCGAGUGGUUCUGAAAUGUUUGGAAAGACCUCGAAGAUGAGCAGAAAUGAGAAAGCUGAUCCUAAUUUGAGGAAGAAGAAAAUUGAAAAUAGAAGGACCAAUCCAAAAGAGGUUGGAAAGAAAACUUAUACAAUGAAAAAUGAAGCAAGAGAUCAAAUGAAGAAAGUUCCAUCGAAAAAGAAUACUCAGAAAGUACCAAGCACAAAAUCAUCAAAGUUAUCAAAACAAAACAUCGCAAAAAGUACUGCUGCUGUGAAAUAUACAAGUGAAGGCCAACAAACAAUCGACAGUAUGGAGACGGUGAGAAAUCAUUUGCAAGGAAUGUUGAAAAUGGAUGGAGUAUUGGAAAACAAUGAACCGAAGAACAUAUCUGAAGAUUACAAAUUGUAUUUUGGUGCUAAGGAUACCAAAACUGACGGAGAUGGUCCCGAAUCUUUUCGUAGCACUGAUACUGCAACAUUGCUGAGUGCACAACCAUCCGAUUUUGUUCCGCCUACUUCAAGUCCAGAAUCAGCAUCGGGUGAUAUAGGUACCUUGAUGAACAAUGAUGCAACUUCAAAUAUAUUCUCUAUAUUACGUGGAAACUCGAAUCAUCCAACAACAACUACAAGAUCUUCUGUGGAUUCCAGUGUAACAGUUGAAAAUAAAAUAUUAAGAGAUACAUUGGAAAAAGAAAGGUAUCGUCGUAACCACUGUGAGAAGCAAAUACAAAAACUUCAAAACAAAAUACUUGAAAUUCAACAGGAACUCGCAGUUGGACAAUCUGUUGCAAGAAAAAAGGACAUGAUGAUUGAACAACUUGAUAAGACAUUGGCAAAAGUAGUUGAUGGUUGGAAAGGUCAUGAAGAGAAGCUCACAAAAUCAGUUCAACAAUUGACUAAGGAAAAAGAAAAAUUCAAAAUUGAAUUGGAGAAAAGUGAAGAAACGAUCAAUGGGCUUCAAUCAGAUGCAUUAAAUGUUAUUGUGGAUUAUGAAAAAAUGAAAGAAAGAUUGCAAUUGAAAGAAGAAGAACAAAAACUGCUUCAACAAACAUUUCAGAUGAAGACUCAUGAAAUAUCUCGAGUCAUUGACCAAAAAAAUUCUUCAAUUGAAAAACUUCUAAAUGAUAAGCAAACAAUGGUGGAAGAUAUCAAUAAUUUGACAAAGAAAAUGGAACAAUUGCAAGAGGAGGUUGAGAAUGAAAAAGACAAGUGGACAGAGGAAAUGCUUGAACAACAGAAGACACUAAAACAAGAAAUACAAUCGCAUAAGGCAAAAUAUGAUCAAGAGAAAAGUCGAAAUAAUGAUUUACAGAAGAUGUUGUCUACAACGCAACAAGAAGUUACAAGACUUGAAGAUCUAAUGGGGUCACUUCGACAAACCAUCGAUAGUUUAAAAAUGCAGGGUUCGGUGGAAGAAACCAAAUAUUCUGCUGCUCUUCGUAAAAUGGAAGCAGAACAUCAGAUUGAAAUGGAGAAAAAGGUUACAGAAAAACUUUCAAAAUUUCAUGAAGAAGCUGAAUAUAAAGAAAAAGAACUUCGUGAUGGACAUCAUAAACAGGUGAUGGAUAUAACAAAGAGUCAUCAAAUGGAACUGGAAAGUCAAUGUAGCUUGUAUGAAGAUAGAAUUGAACAACUAGAACAUAGAUGGAAACAGGAUUUAGAAGAUAAAGAAAGAAAAUUUGAUGAGAUAUUGAAGGAGAAAACAGAAAACCUCAGACGUCAAAUGAUCAACAAAAUGCAAAAUCUACUUCAAGCUCAUUACAACGAGACAUUGGAGGUAGUCGGAAACACAACUGGUAAUACACCGAUGCGACCAAUACGAUCUGGUACUCUUUCAAAUAUGCUUCAAGAUAUGAGAAGUUCAACAUAUUUACCUGGGAGCACAUUGCAUGACAUUUCAAAUUUAAAUAUCACAAUGCAAGACACAUUGAGGCAGACAGGAACCAGCAGAAAAUUAGGAAACCUGCUGGAGCCGACUAAGGAUAGUCAUAGUAAAGCCACCAAUUCAAUUCUGAGUAAUACCUCCAGUUAUCCAUUUGUUUCAUCUCGUCUGCCUACCUCAUUUUCUGCAUAUCAAGCACCUAUGACAAUUAACCAGUCUCAGAAGCAGAACAUGUCAGAAUUCAUUCCAAGUGCUACAGUAAAUGGAGAUCACAUGGAAUCAUUUCGUUCUUCAAUCAUAAAUGGAACAUCUAAGAAUGCAACUGCAAGAAAUAUAAUGGAAACAAGGACAACAGAAGCUCAAAAUGAACAACAUCCUCAAUUAAGUUAUAAGGAACCAACUCGGUCUGUGCAGCAUAUAACACAGAAUACUUUUGAAACUGAAGUCAACUUACCUAUGGGAGUGUCCAUGACACCUGCACAAAUUUUACCAGUGGGUGGUGAAAACACAAUAUCACCAAGCGUAUCACAAGAAGGAGACAGAAAUCAAUAUUUACAGCAUUAUAUAAAAAUGCUUUUGGAUAAAUCUCCUGGGGAACCCAUUGAUGCCCCUCAUCCUGUUACCGCACCUUUACAACCAGUACCACCUCCUGCAAUAUCUACAUUAUCUCCUAUUGUCAUUCCCAAUCAAUCACAAAAUACUAUAGAUGAAAAUAAGGAAAAUGAUGAUGAUGAUGACUUCAUUCAACCUACUAGAGUUACUUCUGAAAUGGCUAUGGAUGUUAUCAACUUUUUGAACAAGCAAUUAAAAACUGAACCGUCGCCAGAUUUGAUACCUGUUGAAAAGACUAAGACCCAAAAAUCUCCUCAGAAACAAAUGAUCGAUUCUGAAUUGAGAAUGCCUCAAAGGUCCUCAUCUAACACUGGUAGUGCUUUUCAGCAAGUUAAAAUGACAAAUGGAAUGAGGCCACAGCAGUUCAAUAACCUUCCAAAACAAGCCAACAAUUUAGUUACUAAAUCUCCAAAAAAAAUUCCACCGCAGUUAUCAAUGAAAGAUCUGGAAACAUCAACUAAAUCCUUUGGGAAAGUUACUCAAAAGCAGUUGAGUGAUGUAUCACGCAUGCUUGGAUCAUAUAUGAAUGGUAAUACACAACAAGCUGCAGAGAAACUUUUAUCAUACUUAGCUCAAUCGCAACAAAAGAAUCAUGAGACAUCCUUGAGCACAAGUCAAAUGUCUAUUAAGUCAAAGAAUAAAACAAAGACACCUUCAAAAGCAGCACCUGCUUGGCGUUGAUGUUUUUCUCAUUAUCAUUUGCUUCCUAUGUUUUGUUUCUAAAUGUUGUAUGAAGCUAUGCUGUUGUGAAUACCUCCAUAGUUUUUCUGUGUAUGCUGGUCGGAAUUUCCUGCUGUUCAAUGUAUGUGACGAAAAUCGUGACAUAUGUGCUGUUUAUAUUUGUGUUUGCAACUUUUGUAUGAUACCUGUCAUGAUAUUUGUUUUGUACGAGACUUAAAUCUGUCUUAUUUAUGUUCAAUUAUCUAUUAUAUUUUUGUAGAAUGUAGAGAUUUUGAUAUAUUAUAGAUAAUUUUGUUGUGGUAA